Messenger RNA from Plutella xylostella (diamondback moth), 2195 nucleotides. The record is from RefSeq and is a predicted model, not a curated record. NCBI's taxonomy places the organism in Eukaryota, Metazoa, Arthropoda, Insecta, Lepidoptera, Plutellidae.
AAAUUUGACAUUGUCUUUGGCACGCUUGCUGGCACGGCACGAGGCUCUUCAAUUUAGUUUUGCAUUUUUAUUAAUCGCAUUUAUCGCCAAGUUUCUUGUUGAUUUCUUUACGAAUCUUGUUUUUUAUACAGUAGUAAUAUAAGGCGUCCAAUGAUAUUAAUGUUGAUAUAUAAACUUUAAGAUUUUCAAUCAAGCAAAGUUUUAAACUUUUUAUUUUCUUUAAAACCAGUUUUGUGUUUUGUAAGAACUUAUUAAAUUCAUUAAAAAUGUCGGUAAAUACCAACGGUGCUGUUAAUGGAACCAAUGGAGAAACCAGCUACUUCAACCUCAAAGAUAUGGAUCAUAUCGUAAGAGUUCUAGACAGGAAUCAGAAGAUUCAACCUGACAUACUGGAAGUGAUUGGCAACACUCCUCUAGUUAAACUAAACAAUAUACCUAAAAGUGAAGGGUUAAAAUGUGAAAUGUAUGCCAAGUGUGAAUUCCUGAACCCUGGAGGUUCAGUAAAAGACCGCAUUGCCUACCGCAUGGUGCUAGAUGCAGAGAAGAAAGGUAUCCUGAUCCGCGGCAAGUCUGUCAUCAUAGAACCCACCUCCGGGAACACCGGAAUUGGUCUGGCAUUGGCCGCUGCUGUCAGAGGCUACCGCUGCAUCAUCGUGCUGCCCGAGAAGAUGUCCGACGAGAAGGUGAACACGCUGAACGCGCUCGGCGCGGAGAUCGUGCGCACGCCCACCGAGGCGGCGUCCGCGGACCCCGACAGCAACAUCAGCGUGGCGCGCCGCCUCGCCGGCGAGAUCCCGCACGCUGUGCUGUUGGACCAGUACAACAACCCAUGCAACCCUCUCGCGCACUACGACGGAACCGCGGAAGAGAUCCUGUGGUCCCUAGACGACGACGUGGCCAUGGUGGUAGUAGGGGCGGGUACAAGCGGCACGGUGUCGGGCGCGGGGCACAAGCUGCGGGAGCGCUGCCCCGCCUGCGUGCUCGUGGGCGUGGACCCGCGCGGCUCCAUACUGGCGCAGCCGGACCACCUCAACGAGACCGACGUACAGUUUUAUGAGGUGGAGGGCAUCGGGUACGACUUCCUGCCGCGCGCGCUGGACCGCAGCGUGGUGGACCGCUGGGUGAAGGUGGACGACGCGCAGGGGCUGCAGAUGGCGCGACGACUCAUCCGCGAGGAGGGGCUGCUGUGCGGUGGUAGCAGCGGGUCGGCCAUGGCGGGCGCCAUCGAGGCGGCGCGCUCGCUCAAGGAGGGCCAGAAGUGCGUGGUGCUGCUGCCCGACAGCAUACGCAACUACAUGACCAAGUUCAUCUCCGACCAGUGGAUGGAGACCCGCGACUUCAAGCCCGUCGAGGACAGGGAGAACGUUUGGUGGUGGAAAAACGAGGUGAACUCCGCGCUGGCAUCGCAGGUCCCCAGCAUCUCUCUGUCGGCGACCCCCAUCGAGGCACUGACCAAACUGAAGACCAGUCGCGCGCCGCUACUCACCGUCCUGAACGAUAAGGGAUCGCUAGUGGGCGUGUUCACAUCCGACUACGCGCGGCGGCGGCUUGCCAACCUGGCCGGCUCGCCCGCGGACUCGCUCGACAAGUUCCUCGUGAAGAAGUACAGCCGGCUGGACCUGGCGAGCCGCCCCACGCUCGGCAAGGUGUCGCGGAUGCUGGAUAUUGCAAACUUUGUCGUGCUCGUUGAUACAGAUGCUGCCACCAAGAUAGAGACCCCGGUGGGAGUGAUCACCUCCGAAGACCUCCUCACGCACAUCACAGCCAAGCAAAUGAACGGGAAAUAGGACCCUCCACUCUAGUUAAUUAUGUUAAGUUUAAAGAAAGACGUGUUCACAAAAUGUAUUAUAAGUUCAACAAAUUAUAUUUAAUAGGAAAAUGCAAUUAAAAUUAAGUAUGGGCUUCCUCUACUUUCUAUUAGAUAUUAUGUUACGAAACUUGUACAAAGACUUGACUAUGUAUUUAAACAUUUACCUUUGGUGGUUUUUGUACGUUUAUACCUAAGAUAAUCACAACUUAUAUGACAAUGGGUUUCUCUACAAAAUGACAUUUAGCCUUUAUGUAAUGCAUUUUAUUUUACAUUCAUCGUAUAUCUAUUUUAUACUUAAACCGAUUGAGUUAUCCUCACAUAUUUUUAUUUUUAGAUGUAUGAAAUUGUUCUACUUACAGAGAUCAAUACAUCACAAUCUGACAUA